AUGUCGCCGUCGGAAGCUCCGAGUAGCUCCCGGCGCUUAUUGCGCCCAAAGCUCCGACAAGCAACCUUUGUCCUCCCACGAACCGGUCAACGUCUGAAAGGCCUUGUGAGCCUGCGUAACAAUACACAAACAACGGCGGUCCCCGAUGACGACAAUGAGCGCGAGGAACGGCGCGGGCUGCUUACGGGCGAGAUCGAGACACACAAUGGGAUAUUUACCAGGUUAUGGACACGGUUACGAGAGCUAUGGUUAUCAAUGCACCAGCUUAUCGUCUCUGAGCCGGGUAUUGGGGUCUUGAAAUGCGGGCUGGCUUAUUUUCUGGGCUCGCUUGCGACUUUCAUUCCUGCUAUUUCUUCUUUCCUCGGACAUCAAGAUGGAAAGCAUAUGGUGGCUACCGUCACAGUGUACUUCCACCCGGCGAGAUCCCAGGGCAGCAUGUUCCGCGCUUUGAUCUGCGCGCUGCUCGCGUUCUGUUACUCUUCCUUUCUCUCAAUCACGAGUAUGCUGGUUGAGAACUUGUUUCAGGAUACUCUGAACAUGCCUGUAGCUGGCCAUGCCAUCGUCCUCGUUGUAUUUUGCGGUGGUGGGCUGGGUUUCGUUGGCUGGAUCAAGCAGCGACUCGGUGAUCCCCUCGUCAACGUCGCCUGCUCACUCACGGCCCUUUCGACGAUCACUAUUUUGACCAAGGAAGGAGCCGUUCAGAGCGGAGAUCUCUCCUUAACCAAGAUCUCUCAGGUUCUAAAAAUGGUCGUCAUGGGUGUGGUGUUUGCCAUGCUCGUAUCCUUUUUGAUCUUCCCCAUUUCUGCGCGGAGGAAACUUCGCGCAAACCUGGUCACGGUCACGGAUACGCUGGCCACCAUGCUGGCCAUAAUCACGGAGAGCUUCCUGAGCGGUUCUGAGCAAGAACUCACAUCAGCUGAAUUUACCGAGGCUGAAGCAAAACACCGAAAGGCCUACGGCCAACUUGACAAGUUGGUCCGAGAGGCCAAGCUUGAGCACUACGCAGCUGGCUCUGAACAAGAGUAUCGCUUGGAGAAGAAGCUCGUCCGCUGGGUGCAGGACAUCACGCAUAAUAUGGGAGGAUUGCGGAGUGCCGCCUCUCUGCAAUUCAGUCUGAUUCGAGAAACAUUUGCUCGGGAGACUCGCUCCUCGGAAGGAGCACAGGCUACCCCAAUUGAAUACUUUGCAAGUCUCGAGCGGGGCUGGUCGUAUCAUGAUGGUCCCUUCCUGGAACCGAUUGAUGAACGCCCGGAGGAAGAACUAUCUUCAGGAAGGAGCACGCACACUCCAGUUCUGGAUGCCAAUACAGAUGUAAAUAACAACGCAUCUGCUCUUCCCGCUGAUGUUUUCACGAUAUUCAUCUCUCACUUGGGCCCAUCUAUGCGGUCAUUAGCCUUUACAUUAAAGGAGAUUUUUAGGGAGAUCCCGUUUGGCCCUGCUCCAGACUACAAUGUGUCCGUGGACAGUCGCCUCAGAACGAGUCUUGAUCGUGCUCUUGAACUUUACCGAGAGUCACGGGAAAAGACUCUCAAGUCCCUUUACCAGCAAACAGAGGCGAUGAGAUUCAAUAACCAAGAAGCUGAAGCGGACCUUGAAGAGGUAUCCGCUAGCUGUGGUCACUUCAGUUUUUCGCUCCUGGAAUUUGGAGAGCAGCUUCAUGAGUUGUUGGGCAUUCUUGAUGAGCUGCAACUCGAAGCUGAAGAAAGGCCCGGUGGUCGAUCUUAUAGCUGGAUGAAGUUCUGGCAGACCAAAAUAUCAGAACCUGUUGAAUCUGAUUCUCUAUUUGUUGGCCCUGUGAAUGGCCGGCAACGACACCCGUCCGGCCCUUUCAGUCUUGACGACAGGGUAUCUGCUGCAGUUCGGGGACGCAUGCGCCCAACCUCAGAGAACAGCGUGAAAGAAAGACUGGGCUACCGUCUCUGGAAAUCCCUGAAGUGUCUUCGACGGGACGACACCAAAUACGCGAUCAAGGUUGGGGCAGGAGCUGCACUUUACGCUCUGCCAGCUUUUCUACCUUCCACUCGCACGUUUUACCAGCAUUGGAGAGGUGAAUGGGGGUUGUUGUCAUACAUGCUAGUCUGCUCAAUGACGAUUGGGGCAUCGAAUACUAUAGGAUAUGCCCGAUUCCUGGGUACCUGUCUCGGGGCCCUUUGUGCAAUCCUGUCCUGGUAUAUCACGAGUGGAAACGUCUUCGGUCUUGCAUUUGUCGGUUGGUCGAUGGCCACAUGGACGGCAUGGAUUACCAUUGUCAAGGGCAAUGGGGCCAUGGGACGGUUUAUCAUGCUCACGUACAACCUGUCCGUACUUUACGCAUAUUCGCUCGCCCAAAAGGACGCGGAUGGUGACCAGGACGAAGGUGGUCACAAUCCAAUUAUCUCUGAAAUUGCGCUUCAUCGAGUCGUUGCGGUGUUGUCAGGUUGUGUCUGGGGCGUCAUCAUCACGCGCUUGAUAUGGGCGAUCAGCGCACGAGAACGGCUUAAAGAUGGUCUCAGCAUUCUCUGGCUUCGGAUGGGACUUGUGUGGAAGCGCGACCCGCUGUCUGCCAUGGCAAAGAAUGGCCGCUCUGUAGUCUGCAUGACUGCCCGAGAGAAGCUCCAGCUUGAACGAUAUCUAAACCGUUUGGAAUCGCUUCUGGCCGCUGCAAGCUCCGAGUUUGAUUUGCGGAUGGCAUUUCCAAAGUCUGCAUACGCGACUAUCAUUCGACGUACGCGGGACAUGGUGAAUGCCUUCCAUGCGAUGAAUCUAGAGCUCAUGAAGAGCGAAACAGCCACCGAGGGUGAAAUCAGUCUCCUUCGCUAUACUGCCGUAGAACGGCAACAGCUUUCUGCUCGCAUCAGCCAUUUGCUGACCGUAAUGGCAUCGUCCAUGAAACUCGAAUAUCCAUUGAGCGACGUGCUCCCCAGCAUCGAUCACGCUCGCGACAGACUUCUUGCUCGCAUCUACCGUUAUCGCCAAGAUCACGAAGCAUCUCGACUGACGACCGACGAAGACAGCGCGCUACUGUAUGCAUAUAUUUUGGUGACUGGCCAGUUGUCCGAGGAGAUCAAUGAGAUGAUCGCGGAAAUCGGACAGCUAUUUGGAGUCCUGAGCGAAGAUAUAGUAGAUCUAGUGUAG
Messenger RNA from Penicillium cinerascens, 3114 nucleotides. RefSeq lists its product as uncharacterized. The transcript is spliced from 6 exons. The record is from RefSeq and is a predicted model, not a curated record. Lineage: Eukaryota; Fungi; Ascomycota; Eurotiomycetes; Eurotiales; Aspergillaceae. The coding region runs from base 1 to 3114 and encodes 1037 amino acids.